Penicillium taxi is the source of this 5583-nucleotide messenger RNA. RefSeq lists its product as uncharacterized. The record is from RefSeq and is a predicted model, not a curated record. Lineage: Eukaryota; Fungi; Ascomycota; Eurotiomycetes; Eurotiales; Aspergillaceae. The transcript has a single exon. Bases 1 to 5583 code for a protein of 1860 amino acids.
AUGGCCUCGAGGGCAAAUCUACAGGUCCCAGUCAGACCGAUCUUCCCACUUUCAUCCCCCAUGGGCGAAGAGAUCUCGAGUCCAUACUCAUCAGCAGGGGAGGACCUGGAGCGGGAGAGACCGUUUGACUAUCUCUCCAGGGCCUUGAACCGAGGCAGCCACAAUAAAGACGUCUCGAGAAUUAGUGUUGCCGGCAUCAAAAAGAUCAAGAAAGAAAGAAAUUCCCGACCACUCGGGCUCAACCUCAUCACCGACAUGCCACUUCCCACAUCACGGAAGGUGGAGAACGACAACGCAGCUCCCUUUGUCGACUUGAACGAUCUAAUGAUGCUAUCCAAAGCCCGUGAGAAGGAACGCGUAAAACGAAAGUCUACACAACAAUCACCAAAUUUCAAAUCAAGAAGACAUGCAAUUCAGAAACCGCCCGAUGAGAUGAUCGAGUCUCAGAAUGACCUAUAUGCAAACCUAGCACUACCAGGCAAACUAUUCAGUGAUCGGUAUGAUUCAGGGCUUUCGUCAUCCGAUCGCCAGGUCAUGAUCGGCCUGACAGUUCCGGUCGAGGAACAGAAACAGCAAUCAACACUAGGUACACCCCGCACACCUUCCAUCAUCGUCACACCCGCUCACGACGAUGGAUUCUGGCCAUCCAGCCCGGAAGAUACGCGGCAUCAAGAAGGAUCAAGUGUCUACUCCCAAGCCACGCCGCGAAUUUGGAAAAAAGACUCUAACACUCCACCGAUUCCGAGAAUCCCAGAGCAGCACAGCACAAAACUAACCGACGCCAAGCUCAUCGACUCCCGCGCCAGUCUCAGGAGCAGGAAACUCAGCUCCCUGUCUGACGGGCCUAGCUAUGAGAUCUCGCGUGGAGAUGUGCGCCGCGCAAUCAUGGGUGACAAUGGUCAAAGCCCACUGAACGACCGGCUGAGCGUCAUGACGGGUGAAAAUAGACCCGCUUCACAGGGUUGGUGGAACGAACUACUCUCACCUUAUCUGAAGACGUCACCUGCUACGCCUCAAUCUGGAUGGGGCGGUUCGACACUUGGACCUUCAGACGAUGUAUCCCAGGAUUCAUGGGAGAGGGAUGAGGUAUCAGUUUUUUCACCAGAUUCGCCUCUCGAUGAGAAAGCUCGUUCGCUCAUCUUGCACAACGAGCCCUCAACGCCAUCAGAUGAGGUGGUAGAGGACUAUAAGACUAGUCCCCACGAGUCCACGGCACCCGACAAGUCCACAGCACUCAACAGACGAAAGCGAGCCGGUGUCAUAUCACCGAUAUCCCAAACAGACAUUAUAACGGGGCUGGAUUCAACGCUGGGAGAAACUGAAGAACACGAUUUCGACCAUGAGAUCAUUUCCAUGUCCAACUCGCCUCGAGCUGUCUACAUUGGUAAUACAAUGGCGGCUGUGUCAGCAGAUGUAAUGCAUGAACCCGAUGUCGAAGCCAAGGAGGAGACUGUAGAACGAUCAGCUUCUCGUACAUCUAGCACCCAUAAUGCCAAAGUGCAGGCCUUGUCUAAUACUCCCCCUUCAGGCGCUGCUGUGGACAAGGGCAAACUAUUUGUCGAGUCACCUGCAGACCGAUCACCGCAUCUCAAAACAGAGAGAGUCAUCGAAAAGGUCUACGCCGAACCAAUCCAAAACAACUACGUGACCUACGUACCACCACAGCCAGCCCCAGCUCCACUGAUAGUGGAGAAAGCAGUCCCGCCCCUCGUGCCCGUCUACUCACCCGGAUACCAACCUGCCGUCGUGAGAGAGGUCCAUUCUCCUCCAGCCGCCUACACGCGACAUGGUCGGUACGAGAACAAAAUUAUGGAAAACGAGGAUUAUUACGAGAUACAUGCAGACAGAUAUAUAAGAUUACACCACCCACGCCGAUCAUCGAUAGAGAUACGCGAAAAAGUCCUCCACGGCGACUCGUACGAUCUCCCAACUCAAGGACGCGGUCUCGCCCGCUCAGCAAGUACUGAUAAAAUCGGGCGCGAGCGAAUGCUGCGAGAAGAUUACUACGACCAACCGCACAAUCAACGACGCAUGUUCGCUCAGCGCCGAAGUAUAGAGUCAAUGGAGAUUCCAGAACGAGACUACUACAUGCUUCCCGAGCAUGAACGCAAACUUGAACGUGAACGCGAGCUCAAAUUCGUCGGAGGCAGAGACAGAGUCAGAGGGUUGAAUGAGGACUAUUACAACUUGAGUGCUGAAGAGCGACUGGAGCGCGAAGAAGCAUUCGAUUCCGAACGGAUCGAGCGUAUCCACGCACGACCCGAUGACCAUCGCUACUCUGAGGAGGAGUUUGUGUCACGGCCCGUUCCUGCAAUGAAGAAGGUCAUGUCGUGGAAAGACAAGAUCCUGGGCCGUACGCUGCGCUCAGAGCCUCGCGUCAUCCGGCACGACCACGUCAUAGCUGAUGAAAGUCCUCGAGGAGUCGAACUCGGACUUGAAGAGCGGCGGAUCAUCAAAGACGGUCGGAUAUAUGCUGGAAGUCCUCGACUAGACGACCAAAAUAUCAUCGAGAAAGAUCGCUACUACAAUCGUAGUUCGUUCGACGAGCGCCGGAUCAUUGAAAAAGACAGUUAUCUAGCCGGUAGUCCUUUGGACGAACGAGUUCGUGUCAUCAAAGAAGAUCAGUACUACAACCGGGGUCCUCGAAUCGGCCUUGGACUCGACAUGCGUGAGCGGCAUCUCCGUGACAUCCAUGACGAAGAGGAUUACCGACUCGCUGCAAUCAACGAAGAUCGAUGGAUCGAUCGCAAGUAUGCGAAGUCCGACAAUCAAUUCCUCCAUAAGGCAAUCAAGGAUGAUGAGCAGAAUAGUUUGAUUGAGAUCGGCGAAGAGCGACGACUUGGCCAAGAAUUUGCGAAAGCUGAUGAGCGCUAUCUUCGCAGGGAUCUGGAAGGCAAUAUCACAUAUCACAAGGGCGAGCUUGCUGAGGGGAAAUGGAUAGGUCGAAAGUGUGCAAAGGCUGAUGAGCAGUAUCUUCGGAAAGAGGAGAAAGACGAUAUCAGAUAUCGCAACGUCGAGCUCGCUGAGGAGAAGUGGCUUGCUCGUGAGCAUGCCAAGGCUGACGAUAAAUACCUUCGGAGAGAGGAGAAAGACGAAAUCUUGUAUCGCAAGGAUGAACUUGCCGAAGAAAAAUGGCUUGGCCGUGAGUACUUGCAAGCUGACGAACUUUAUCUCAAAGAUGGUGAGAAGUUUCGCAUCGCCGAAGCUAAAGAGGACAAGCGACUGGCCCACGACGAGGCCGAAAUAGAUGAGAAGGCCCUCGGGGACGAUAUUAAAGAAAAUGAGAAGCUUCGCAUUCUUCAGAUGAAAGACCUCCAGCGCAUUCACCAACAAGCAAGCAAAAAUGACGAGAAAUCCCGAAAGAAGGCACUCAAGGAAGAAGAGAAACUUCGUCUUCUCCAACUCAAGGAAAGAGAGCGCAUUCGUCUCAAGGAACUCAAAGAGGAGAAGCGCGCUCGCCGAAAGAUGAUCAAAGAAGAAGAGACCCUUCGUCUCCUCCAAAUGAAAGAGAACGAACGACUCGGUUUCCAGCAGGCUCGGUAUGAUGUUUCCCGCGGUAGUCCUCGCGACAAAUACGACGAGAAGUUCCGCCUGAUUCAGAUGAAGGAGCAUGAGCAUCUGCGUCUGCAGAACAUCAAGCACGCAAAGAAAGCUCACUACGAGCAUUUCAAAGACGAGGAGCAUUACCGUCUGGUCCGCGGCGAAGAGCACCAGCAAAUUGGUACCAGAGAAGAACAUAUCCGGAUGGAAAAUAGCCCACACAUUGAUGAACGCAAAUAUGAGGCUGAUCAUCACUACCGCAUGAAAAAGGGAGCCGAACAUGUUGGUGAAUACGCGCUGAAGCGCGGUGCUGAGCACCUCGUCAAGGAGGGGGUCAAGGAGGGUGCUCGUGAUUAUAUGCACAGCAAUGAAUCCAGCAGGAGUACUCCAAAUGGUAGAUAUAUCCCCGGUAGUAUUCUGAGAUCCGGAUCAAAGGGGCUACAUCGAUCGGAAUCUCGUCUUCGCUCAGGAGAAGGCCUCCUUCGAUCAGGGUCAGAUAGCUUCCAUGGGGAUGGCAUGCCACAAGAACACAUGAUGGAGAAGGGCGGUAGAAGGAUUGGGGAGAAGGUGUUCAAGGAAGGUGGUAAACACCUUUUCGUAAAAAGUGGUAAAAACCUUAUCAACGACUUUGUUUCGCCGGUUCCUCCUAGAGCCGGUAGCCCGUUUGGAGCUGCUGCUAGCGGUCAUAUACAGCAACGUGAAUUCGGCAGCAGCAAAGGGAAAGGCUUGAAGGGUCAGGUUCUGUCGAAUGAGAGUCCCGGGAGCUACGGCAGUGGAUAUCUCGCAAGCAAAGAGCAUGACUGGCGAGAUCGAUCUCGCGGCAUGAACAUGAACAAUGGACCAUCACCGGGUGGCAGCCAACGCAAAGGGUAUUUCCUCAUCCUCACUUUCUUUUUUGCGAUUCUUAUUUCCGCCAUUACAGCGGCUAUCCUGCUAUCAAAACAGCGUGGCAAGAUCUCUGUUCAAUCUCAAUGGCUAAAUCUGACUGGAUAUCCACCCAUUGUCACAGGCAUCUCAACAAUAGCCGGCGCUGAAACGCACAGCUCCGAUUCGUCUUGCAGUGGCCCCUCGUCCCUCUGGAGCUGUGCUCUUCCAAAGGACGAUCAAGCCUCGAACGAACCGUACAGCGCCGACGAGCCCACUUUCCAAGUCGAGAUCCUGUUUCGCAACGGCACAACAUCCACAAACUCCACGCAGGUCCAGGACCGAAGCGACUGGGCCUCGGACCCAUCCCCUCCAAGCAAUGCUGACCAAAAGUUCCUUGGAAAUACCACGGAUGGAAACAGCCUGCCCUACAACGGCGAACAAACUCCUUUCUACAUCUCCGUUCUAUCACCGGCUCAUCUCUCAUCUAUCAGCACUCUCAGCCGUCGCAGUACAUCCACAAACCUGUCAUCCAUCAUUCCUUCCCCAGACGAAGACACCGACGGUUCAGCCGCCGCAGCACUCCUCUACCCGCUCCCGACACUACAACCGCUCAACCUGUACAACAGAGGCAAGUCAAAUGAGCACUACGGCUUCUACACAUACUAUGAUAAAUCAGUAUUCCUUCAAUCAACGGCUUCGUUGGACGGCAGCACACUAGACACAAACACAAACGAUACAAACGGUGGAUCCAGCAAAGCCACAGCAAACGUCCGCUGUACCUGGUCUCAGACCCGAUUCCUAGUGCAGAUGUGGACCAAGCCGGGUAAAAUUGGCUUCACGCUCCUUUCCUCAAACAGCAGCACCACAAACACAACCUCAUCAUCAUCUGCGUCAAACUAUACCCGUCCCGGCUCAUUCCCCUAUCCGGUAACAAUAACGAUCGACCGCCAUGGCGGAAAUGAAGACAAGAAAUUCAUCUACUGCUACGAAGUAGAGUCAGAUGGGCACUACAAUACCUCCAACGCCAAACUCCUACCUGAGAACCGCGGUAUAGGUGGCACAUUAAUCAAUCCCGUCUCCACUUCUACAAAUGAGUCGACGGCGAUGUGGGGUGGUGUUGAUGGCGGGACUGGGGGGUGUGGGUGUGAGUGGGUGAAUUGGAUUUCUACUUCAUAG